This is a messenger RNA of Raphanus sativus (radish), 4028 nucleotides long. RefSeq lists its product as uncharacterized. Bases 264 to 3839 code for a protein of 1191 amino acids. The transcript is spliced from 13 exons. Gene Ontology annotation, cellular component: nucleus; plasma membrane; cytoplasm. The record is from RefSeq and is a predicted model, not a curated record. Gene Ontology annotation, molecular function: calcium ion binding; protein binding. Lineage: Eukaryota; Viridiplantae; Streptophyta; Magnoliopsida; Brassicales; Brassicaceae. Gene Ontology annotation, biological process: endosomal transport; endocytosis.
AAUCCCGGGGGAAAUUAGAUUUGUUUCUCUGUCGCGAGAAUCUUCAUCGACCUCCGUUACUUCCUUUUCCUCUCCGUCACCGUCACCGUCACCGUCACAGAUCCCAAUCGAGACUCCCUCCUGCGAUGUGGUGAUCUCUCUCCAUCUCUCCCACUGAUUCUACGAUUGCUCUCUGCGUAGCCUUGUGAAUUAGGGGUUUCUCUACGAUUCGAUCGCGUUCUUCUACACACUGUAUUCGCUGCUAGAUUUCGGAUCAUCCUCAAAUGGCAGCGCCGAGGCCGACGGGGAGCCAGGAUCUGUUCGAUGCUUAUUUCAGGAGAGCGGAUUUGGAUGGAGAUGGUCGUAUCAGUGGAGCUGAGGCCGUCGCUUUCUUCCAAGGCUCCAAUUUGCCUAAAAACGUCCUUGCUCAGGUAUGGUCCUGCGCAGAUGCAAAAAAGGCUGGUUACCUUGGUCGAGCGGAGUUUUAUAAUGCUCUAAAGUUGGUUACUGUGGCGCAAAGUAGACGGGAAUUAACUCCUGAGAUAGUCAAGGCUGCAAUUUAUGGUCCUGCUUCUGCCAAUAUCCCUGCUCCCAAAAUAAAUCUUGCUGCAACACCCUCUCCACAGCCUAGGGGAGUUGUGCCUGCUACACAAGCUCAGGGGGGUGCGUCACUGCCUUCAGUUCCGCCUGGUAUGAGAGGGCCUCAAAUGGGUGGAACUGUAAGCAGUAGUAACCAACAAGUAGGAACGGGCCAGCAGAACCAAUUUAUGGGGGCGCCUCCAUCUCAACCACAGCAAAACUUUCAAAGCCAGGUUAUGCCAUCUGGAGGGACUACUGCGCCUCGUACGGCAAACCAACCUAUGCCAUCUGAUUGGCUCAGCGGCAGAAGUGUCGGGCCCUCUGGGCAAGUGAAUUCUCAAAUACCUUCGAAUCAAAGUGGAUAUGGUUUGACGGCACCUAACUCAAUUGCCAACAAUACACCAAAACCGCAUAUGACACCUGCUGUAAUAAGCUCUACAACAGCCAGACCUCAAGAAUCAGCGCCGGUGCAUAAGCCCCAAGAUUCAUCUGCUCCUUCAGGUGCUCGUGCUCUAGAUGCUCCAUCCAAUCAAUUGGUAGCCAAGGAUCCAAAGGAACUAGCUGCAUCAGGAAAUGGUUUUCCCUCUGACUCACUUUUCGGAGAUGUGUUUACAGUUGCUUCCUCGCAGCCAAAACAACAUCCUGUGGGAACUACGUCGACAAUGGGCAUCUCACCUUCUUCUGGUACAACUGGCUCUACUGUUGGUGUUGGGCUUGCAGCUUCUGGUCAGAUGACGCAGCGUCAGUCUCAGCCCCAACCCCAACCCCGACCACAGCACCAACCACAUCACCAACCCCAGCAUCAACCACAUCACCAACCCCAGCACCACCCCCGACCCCACCCCCAAUCUCAAAUCCAACACCAACCCCACCCCCAGUCCCAAGCCCCUUGGCCAAGAAUGACUCCAGCUGACGUCCAGAAAUAUGCAAAGGUAUUUGUGCAAGUUGACACUGAUAGGGACGGCAAGAUCACUGGGCACCAGGCUCGGAAUCUGUUCUUAAGUUGGAAGCUCCCGCGAGACGCUUUGAGGCAGGUAUGGGACUUAUCUGAUCAAGAUAAUGAUAGCAUGCUUUCCUUGAGAGAGUUCUGUAUUGCUGUCUAUCUAAUGGAGCGUUAUAGAGAGGGCCGACCUCUUCCCCCUGUAUUCCCAAGCACUAUAAUAUCUAGUGAGAGCAUGUUUACCUCUCCUAGUCAAUCUGUGGCACCACAAGGCAAUGCAUCCUGGGGACAUACACAUGGUCAAGUUCAUGGGGCCUCGAGACCACCAGCAAUUCCCAAAGGAAAGCCUCCAAGGCCGGUCCCUCUCUCUCCUAGUGAUGGAAUGGUCCAGUCCACUCAGCCAAAGCGUAAAAUGCCUGAGUUGGAAAAACAGCUGGUGGAUCAACUUAGCAAAGAGGAGCAAGAUUCGCUCAACUCAAAGUUUGAAGAAGCCACUGCUAUUGAUAAAAAGGUGGACGACCUUGAAAAGGAAAUAGCUGAUUCCAAGCAGAAAAUUGAGUUCUUCCAUGCUAAAAUGCAGGAACUUGUUUUAUACAAGAGUAGAUGUGACAACCGGUACAAUGAGAUCACGGAGAGAGUCUCGGGUGAUAAACGUGAGCUUGAAUCCCUAGCAAAAAAAUACGAGGAGAAAUACAAGAAGUCUGGCAAUGUAGGCUCUAAAUUGACAAUUGAAGAAGCGACAUUCCGCGAUAUACAGGAGAAGAAAAUGGAAUUGUACCAGGCUAUAGUCAAAUUUGAAGAAGGCAAGCUUGAUGAUAGUAUUGUUAAGGAGCGCACUGAACACAUCCAAUCGGGCCUUGAGGAACUGAUUAAACAAUUGAAUGAGCGCUGCAAACAAUAUGGAGUACGUGGCAAACCCACUUCUCUGGUGGAGCUUCCCUUUGGUUGGCAACCUGGAAUCCAAGAAGGUGCUGCUGAUUGGGAUGAAGAUUGGGAUAAGCUAGAGGAAGAAGGGUUUACCUUCGUCAAGGAGCUUACACUUGAUGUCCAAAAUGUCAUUGCCCCACCAAAGGAAAAAUCAUCUACUUGGAAGAAAGAAGUUACCGUCUCUUCAAAUGAAGGUGAACACGUUUCAUCCUCAGAUGUUGAGUCUAAAACAGAGAAAAAUCCAAGCAGUGGAGAAGAGGCAUCUGAACAUUCAGACGGUAAAACAGAUAGAAACGGAUCUCUGGAUGGGUCACCCAGAACCAAAGAUACGCGGAGUGAAAAUGGCCAUGAUGAUGGUGAAUCUACCCCUUCUGCUGGAAAAACUGUAAAAGAACCUAGUUAUGACUCUCACGAUGAGACAGAUUCAGUUUCAAGCUUCAACCCUGACAACGGAAAGGACAAGAAGCAUGAUACUGAUUUUGGAUUCGGGUUCGGAUUCGAUGAUUUCAGCAUUAAACCUAUAAAAACGGGUUCCACCCUAUCAAAUGACUUCCUCCCUCCAAAGCUAUCUAUAUUUUCUGAUUCUGUCCCAAGUCCCCCGGCAAAUGCCAACGACGGUUUCACUGCAAAACCUUCCUUGUUUGCUGAUUCCGUCCCCAGCACCCCGGCAACAACCACUGCCUCUUACCCAGGCAAUAAAUCAUACUUCGAUGAGUCUGUCCCAAGCACUCCUGCUUACGCAGGUACAUCGUACUUCGAUGAGUCUGUUCCAAGCACUCCUGCUUAUCCUGGAACCUUGUUUCCCGAGAAGAAAUCAUUUUUCGACGACUCUGUUCCAAGCACUCCUGCUUAUCCUGGAAACUUGUUCCCCGAGAAGAAAUCCUUCUUCGAUGACUCUGUCCCAAGCACUCCUGCUUAUAGCACGUCUGAUUUUGGUGGGAAGCCGUUUGCAUCAGAGACUCCACGUUCGGACAACUUGUUCCCAGGAAGAAGUCCCUUCAUGUUCGAUUCUGUCCCAAGCACACCUGCUGCACACGAUGACUACUCUUCCAACAGCUUCUCCCGCUUCGAUUCAUUCAACAGCAAUAACAACAGCAAUGACGCUUUCUCUCUGUCCCGCUCAGACUCGAUGCGCAGCACAAGCGAGCCAGACCCAUUCGCAUCAAGGUUUGAUUCUUUCAACUAUCAGAGAUAUGAUUCCUUCAAUGCACAAAGCUAUGACCACAACAACACUUCAGAGACACCUAAAGCUUCGUUGACGAGAUUCGACUCAAUUGGAAGCACGAGAGACUCUGAUUACAGUCAGGGGUUUGGGUUCGAUGACCAUGACCCGUUCGGUUCUACGGGACCAUUCAAAACAACGACAAAUACAGCUGAGACACCUCGGAGCUCUGAUCACUGGAAUGCCUUCUAGCCCCCAUGCCCACGUGUGAUGCGAGUAUGAUCACAUACAUAUAGUUUGCUGUUUUUCUCACAGUCGGAAGAGUUUUAUGUACUUGUUUGGUUUUCUCUCUGUUUGCUUAUUUUUGUUGUUGAUAUAUAAUAGUUAUUUUGCCAUUUAAAAGUUUCUUUUGAUCUCCGAUUUAAAAAAAUUCUUUUAAAA